Caenorhabditis elegans is the source of this 1332-nucleotide messenger RNA. RefSeq names its product CHK kinase-like domain-containing protein (gene E02C12.6). The transcript is spliced from 6 exons. NCBI's taxonomy places the organism in Eukaryota, Metazoa, Nematoda, Chromadorea, Rhabditida, Rhabditidae. The record is from RefSeq and is marked reviewed. The coding region runs from base 1 to 1260 and encodes 419 amino acids.
AUGUCGCUUUACGAGCCUGCCAACGGGAUUCUUGAAACCCAUGUAACAUGGGAAGAUGUCGAGAAAGAUCUUCAGAAUAGUCUCGGCACUAAAGCUACUUUUGGAGAGAAUAAGACCGCAAGCAACAUCAGUGAUUUGAAAGGUUUUAUGUCAAGAAUUGCUUGCGUCGAACCCGAUUGGCAGAAUGUAGAGGAUGGAAAGAAGCUUCCAGUAAGGUUUGCUCUCAAGAUUAGCUCACAAUUGGCUCUUGUAGCUCUAUCAAAGAUGUUGAACUUUGGAGGAGGCAACGGAUUUACUGAGGAAAAAUUGAAGAAAUUCUCCAAAUUGACAAGAAAGAGCCACAAUAUUGAAGUUGAGACCUAUAAAGUUUUAACAAAAUUCAAUCAUCCUGAUAUUCCGUACACAAAAGUUUACUCUUUGAAACCUUUCAAUGGUGAAGAUGAUUUGAAGGGAUAUUUGAUUACUGAUUUCAUUCCGAAUGUUCACGUCAUUGAGGCGUAUAAGUCAAUUCCAGCAGAUAAUAUAGCUGCAACAAUUCGCGGAAUCGCCACUUUUUCUGCACUUGCCGAACAUCUCGAAAGAGAAGAACAGAAGAGUUUCAUGAGUACUGAUUUUUUGGAGCUACUAUUCGAAGACUUCUUCACUGAUGCAGAGCUGUCUAAGAAAUUUGAGGCUCUUAAAACUAAAUUUGAAGGUCAACAACACGCAGAAAAAGUGUCGAAGCUUAUUAAAGUGUUUGCACAUUAUAAGGCGUUGGUGAAAAAAUAUACCAAUAUCUCGGACCUUCUAGGUCUGAAACCCGUAUUUAUUCAUGGAGAUUUAUGGCAAUCAAAUAUUAUGUUUACACUCGAUAAUAGUAAAAAGUUGAAAUUAGAGGCGAUUAUUGAUUGGCAAAGUGUUUCACGAAUUCCACCUGGGAUCGAUUUAUCGAGAAUAAUGUUGGGAUGUUUAUCUGCACAGGAACGUCGUGAAAGAGGAACAGAACUAUUGAAACUCUAUCAUGAAACCUAUGCGAAGGUUUUUGGGAAAGAACUAUUUACGUUCCAAGAGCUUCAAGACUCCUAUAACCUAUAUGCUCCAAUGAUGGCUAUGCUGAUUCUUCCGAGUUUAUCUUCUUUCCUCGAUUCAGCACAAAUUUCAAAAGAAGAAAAAGCUGCAGCUGCAGAAGAAGUUAAUUUGAAGGAGGUUGCUAUGAUUGAAGACAUUUUGGACAUUCAUGAGAGUAACUUGAAGAAAUUCUCAUCUUUCAUGGAAAUUUAAAAUGCUUUAUUUAUAGUUUUUAGAGUGGCUUUUAAAUUGUCAAAUAAAUUCUAAAUCAAAACUGAAAAGGCA